Molecule: messenger RNA, 1410 nt
Organism: Protobothrops mucrosquamatus (brown spotted pit viper)
Lineage: Eukaryota; Metazoa; Chordata; Lepidosauria; Squamata; Viperidae
Gene: BRICD5
Product: BRICHOS domain containing 5
Exons: 7
Coding region: 1-723 (240 amino acids)
Biological process (GO): regulation of cell population proliferation
Source: RefSeq, a predicted model, not a curated record
AUGGAGGAGCAGGCCGUGGCUCAUACCGCCCUCUCUCCAAGCAAAUCCCACAUUUAUCCAUUAUUGGAAAAGAUCACUCAGGAAAGGCCCCCUCCAGCAGAAUCCCACAGCCCCACCAGAGUAUUUGGGGCCAUCCUCUCCAUUACGUUGGCCUGUGGAAUUAUCUGCAUCACGGUGGCAGCGACUGUCAGUUUCACCCAGGCUUCGCCCAAGCCUCUUUUGCAGGUAAUGCGAUUAAACUUCCAGAAUCGCCCGGGAUCCUUAAUGAACCAGUCAGUGGUGGUCAGCAAGGCCAAGAACACCAUCACCUACUACAUCACGUCUUCUAGCAACCAAACCACCGCCAUCUUGUUCGACUGCAAGAAUGGCUACGUCUGCUAUAAGCUGUCGGGGCACAGCAACUGUUACCUGAAGAGGAUGAAUGCCCAGGAUCAGGAUGCUGCCCAGGCCUCCUUCAACCUAUCAAAGCACAAGGAGGAUCCACCACUGCUUCCCAGCCACGCUUCCCAAUACUACCGUGAAUUCCUGGGGGUUGUGCCAGGGAGCCUGGUCGAGCCAGCGGAGGCCGGAGAGGCCGCCCGGGCUCUGUGCGAGCAGGUGCCCAUCCGCUGGGUUAAGAAGAAAGAUGAUCCUCCAAAGCAGCGGCUCAUCUACCUGUGCAUUGACAUCUGCUUCCCAAACAACAUCUGUGUCUCCAUCUGUUUCUACUAUCUUCCUGAGUGAAGCUCCAAAGAGACCGACUUCCGUGGUUCAGCUCGGCUGCGUUUGAACCGAAUCAGAACCUGAGGUCAUCCACGUCCCUGUGCUCGACCCGAAUCCUCCAGCCUCCCAAAAGAGCCCACCUUCUAAUUCAGAACUCCGGACCAGCCAGAAGAAAAACAACUCCACUUACAUGGUCAUCUUGUGUUCACCUCACUAUAUAUAUAUAUAUAUACAUAUAUACAUACAUUUAUGAAGUUUGUCGCUUUCAACUGUAACAUGUAAAUAAUUACUGCUGAUAGAAGUAGCUUUAUGGUGAAGGUAAGAUCCAUACAAGCAUUAUGUGAAAAAAAAACCCUCUUUUUUAAAAAAAACAUCAUGUAUGGGACGCUCUGAUUUGGGAUGUGAGCAUGUCGGGUCAGAGGGAAAAGUCUGCCCUCGGAUAAUGAGGCUUCCCUGAAGGUUUGGGCCAACCUCUUCUUUUAAGCCCGAUGACCCAGCCGGGCUGCCUGGGGAAGGGAGGGCCAGAGUGGAGCCUGCCUCUCCUGCAGGCAGUGCCCACAAUUACUCUGGAGUCAGUGCCAGCUCCCAAAUGAAGCCUCCUCUAGCCUGGGGUCUGGGUGAGAGGACAGGGGCGAAAAAGGAGGCCUCGGAAAGGAGACCCAGCUCACCCCAGACCCAGAGCCCACAAGGCUCUUCCUAGACGCAGGG